CAAUGGGCUCGGAGGGAUCUUUCGGGAGCGGAGAGGCACGGCGGCUCCUCCCCCGGCCCGGCCCAUCCCGCGGCCCCGCGGCUUCAGCAGGAGAGCGCGGAUAAGAGUUGCGCGCUCGGGUGGGAGAUGCCGCUCGGGCUCCUUCUAGCUGCAGAUUUGCAACCAGCAUAAUGUUGGCACUCCAAAUUUUGGACAAGUAUCGUACAGAAUGGCACAAGCAGACAGUAACCUGGACCAUGACAUACCACUACUGCCCCUUCCAGCACACUGGGCCAAAAGUGUUGUAGGACUCCUUUCCUUCAUCUGCUUUGCGAACAGCUACAAUGGCGACUUUGUCUUUGAUGACUCCGAAGCUAUAAUCAAUAAUAAGGACCUCAGGGCAGAAACCCCACUUGGUGAACUGUGGCAUCAUGACUUUUGGGGGAGCAAACUCAGUAGCAAUACCAGCCAUAAAUCUUAUCGACCACUUACUGUAUUAACUUUCAGGAUUAAUUACCUUUUAGCUGGAGGCUUCAACCCAUUGGGCUUUCAUGUCGUCAAUAUAAUACUCCAUUGUGCUAUCUCUGUCUUAAUUGUUGAUGUCUUCUCAAUAUUAUUGGGUGGGCUGCAGUACACCAGUAAAGGAAGAAGGCUAAACUUUGUCCCCAAAUCAUCCCUGCUCGCGGCUUUGCUGUUUGCUGUACAUCCAGUGCACACUGAAUGUAUUGCUGGGAUUGUUGGCAGAGCAGACCUGCUGUGCGCCCUGUUCUUCUUAUUGUCUUUCCUUGGCUACUGCAAGGCGUUUAGAGAAAGUAAAGAAGGAGCCCAAUUUUCUACUGCCUGGGUCUUACUGAGUGUCCUCCUAGGAGCUCUAGCCAUGCUGUGUAAAGAACAAGGAAUCACAAUACUGGGUUUGAACGCUCUUUUUGACGCUGUGAUGAUUAACAAGCUCAAUAUUUUGGAAGUUCUUUUGAAGAUACUACGCAAGGACAAGUCGCUGGAGAGCCUAGUGGUGUUUAGAAAAGGACUUAUGUUCAGGAUGACUCUUCUGUUAUCUGGAGGAGCCACCAUGCUGUAUGUGCGCUGGCGGAUUAUGGGCACAGGACCACCAGCGUUUACUGAAGUGGAUAACCCAGCUUCAUUCGCAGACAGUAUAUUUGUGAGGGCUAUAAACUAUAAUUACUACUAUUCGUUGAAUGCAUGGUUGCUGCUGUGUCCCUGGUGGCUGUGUUUUGAUUGGUCAAUGGGCUGCGUGCCCCUUAUUAAAUCAGUCAGUGACUGGAGAAUAAUUGCACUAGCAGUUCUUUGGUUCUGCCUAAUUGCUCUGAUGUGCCAAGCCUUGUGCUCCGAAGACAGCCAGAAGAGAAGAAUCCUGACAUUGGGUUUGGGAUUUCUCAUCAUCCCUUUCCUUCCUGCAAGUAAUCUGUUCUUUCGAGUUGGAUUUGUUGUUGCAGAAAGAGUAACCUACCUCCCGAGUAUUGGCUAUUGCAUGCUGAUUACAUACGGAUUCAGUCUAUUGAGCAGACAAGCUAAAAAAAAGAAAUUUCUUGUUGCUGCUCUGCUGGGCCUCUUGUUGGUAAAUGUGUGGCGUUGUGUUAUCCGCAGUAACCAGUGGAGAUCUGAAGAACAACUUUUUAGGAGUGCUUUGUCUGUGUGUCCACUGAAUGCAAAAGUUCAUUAUAACGUUGGCAAAAACCUGGCUGAUAAAGGCAACCAAACAGCUGCAAUCAACUAUUACAGGGAAGCUGUCAGAUUGAAUCCUAAAUAUGUGCACGCCAUGAACAACCUGGGAAAUAUCUUGAAAGAAAGGAAUGAACUCCAUGAAGCUGAAGAGCUGCUGUCACUAGCUGUACAAAUACAGCCUGAUUUUGCAGCGGCAUGGAUGAAUCUGGGAAUAGUGCAGAAUAGCUUAAGAAGGUAUGGAGAAGCAGAGCAAAGCUAUUGGACUGCAAUUAGACACCGAAAAAAAUACCCAGAUUGUUACUACAAUUUAGGACGUUUGUAUGCUGACCUCAAUCGCCACAUAGAUGCAUUGAAUGCAUGGAGAAAUGCCACUGUUCUGAAACCACAACACAGUUUGGCUUGGAACAACAUGAUUAUAUUGCUUGAUAAUACAGGUAAUUUAGCACAAGCUGAAGCUGUUGGAAGAGAGGCUUUGGAAUUAAUACCCAAUGAUCAUUCUCUUAUGUUUUCACUGGCAAAUGUAUUGGGGAAAUCACAGAAAUAUAAGGAAUCUGAAGCUUUGUUCCACAAGGCAAUUAAAGCCAAUCCAACUGCAGCCAGUUACCAUGGUAAUUUGGCUGUGCUGUACCAUCGCUGGGGAAAUCUUGACUUAGCCAAGAAACACUAUGAAAUCUCUCUGAAGCUUGACCCCACAGCAGCUGGGACCAGGGAAAACUAUAGUCUUUUAAAAAGGAAACUGGACCAACUGAAAAAAAAAGGCGAUGUCUGAGGUUUCUUCUCAGGCUUUGAAUGCAUACUGCAUACCAUUUAUGGGCAACAUGGCUACUAAUCACCAGGGAGAAGCAUUCAGUCAUACUGUCAUUUAAAAAAUCACAACAAUAACCCAAUAAUUACGGCAUCAGCAACAAAUACUCAAAAUGUUUCAUGAAGUCUAGUGGCAGAAGUAAAUUUCUUUACAAAAAA
Lacerta agilis (Sand lizard) is the source of this 2625-nucleotide messenger RNA. RefSeq names its product transmembrane O-mannosyltransferase targeting cadherins 4 (gene TMTC4). Gene Ontology annotation, biological process: endoplasmic reticulum unfolded protein response; protein O-linked glycosylation via mannose. Gene Ontology annotation, cellular component: endoplasmic reticulum. The transcript has 18 exons. Gene Ontology annotation, molecular function: mannosyltransferase activity; protein binding. The record is from RefSeq and is a predicted model, not a curated record. Bases 209 to 2431 code for a protein of 740 amino acids. Lineage: Eukaryota; Metazoa; Chordata; Lepidosauria; Squamata; Lacertidae.